GAAAGAGAGAGAGAGAGAGAGAAAGUUAGAGAGAGAAAAAAAAGAUCAGAUUUGGAACCUUCAAAGCAGCAAACAAGAUUACAACAGAACAAGCACAAGCCCAUUCCCAUCUCACUUUUCUCUAUCCUCUUUUCCUCUCUCUCUCUCUCUCUCUCUCUCUCUCUCUCCACAAGUGUCAAUGCUCUGCAAAUGACGCGUAUCCAUGGCGGCGACUACUACUGCUACUCAGCCCUUUCUUUCUCUCAUCUUUCUUAACCCACCAUCUCCGUUACACUCUCACUCGAACCUACUAGACCAACCCAUGUUGUCUCUCUUCCUCUUCCUCACUCUAUCUCUCUUGAUUCUCAUCUUCUCUCUCCACAAAAAGCUCAAGAAAACAGAGCAACCACCAAGCUCCAACUCAAUCCCCCAAUGUCCUCUUUCAAAUUUUGUAAAUAAAACCUCACAACCCAAUGAAUCGAACCUAACCCAUCUCACCCAUUCGCUUCUUCUCGAGAUCUUACCCCCGAAAUGGGAUAGUGGCGACCCGGUUCGAGAUGGGUCGGGUUUGGAUGGGGAAAGGGUCGAUUCGGGUGGGGAGGAUUGUGUGAAGAAGAAGAAGAAGAAGAAGAGAGGGAAGAAGAAGAGAUCCAAUGGGUGAAGCACUUACAGCAGAACUGGUCAGGGUGGAGGAGAGAGGAGUGGGGGUUUGGGGGUUAAAGAGAAGCAAGAAUUGGUGUGUUUGUAUCCAUUUACGUCGUCGUCGAGUGCGACGCAGAGGAAGAUCAAGCAACAGUAUGAUCAGCUUGUUAGGUCCAAUGAAUCCAAUGGCUUGACUCUAGAUCAGGUCGGACAAUUUGUUAAUUGCUUGAUUGAAGCAAAAAAUGAACUACAGCACAAGUCUGAUGUUAUCCAGCGAAAGUUCACAAUAACAAAGGCUCUAUUAUUCAAGGCAGACAGGUCUUCGUUUGACCGCUUCCGUCAACAGAUAUACAAGCUAGAAUUAGAACAAAAGAGAUUAGAAGAGGAUGCAUUUGUAUAUAACUGGCUCCAGCAACAGCUUAAGCUCUCACCAGCGUAUAAGAAGAUGCUUGAAAUUGGUGCAUGCAUGGAAAUGAAAGCCAAAUCCCAUGAAAUGACAGAAAGCACAGAUGCUGAGUUUACUGAUAUUUCAUUUGAAGAACUAUUAGCACAAGAAAAGAAGGAUUCAUUCUGGCAGAAAAACGGGAAACCUAGGUCGUGCACAGGUUGAUGACGGUCUGUCUUGCUAACCUUACUCGUGGGUUUUCACUAAUGACAAACUUUCAUCCAAUGCCCCGAAUCAUGCACCGUUGCAGGAAUUUUUUAUGGCUGCUUGUGCUUCUGUGGGUUGCUUUUUGAACGGAAAUGUGGCACACAACUUUUUGUUUUCGUUUUUUAGGUUUUCCCAGCGGAAACUAAUACAUUUCCGCAUGUGGUGUAACUUGAAUUUGGAUACAAUGUUUUGUUAUAUUUUGGCCUUCCUAACAACUUGUUACUUUUUUCCCAUUUACAUCUAGUUUUAUCAGCAGAGGCUGCAAUAAGCUCCAGAAGCAAAUGAAGUGAAGACCUUAGUGUAAUUUGACACCUAAGAAAUAAAAAGUAUAAGUAAUUUGACUGAGUCAAAA
Camellia sinensis is the source of this 1625-nucleotide messenger RNA. Its product is annotated as CA-responsive protein. NCBI's taxonomy places the organism in Eukaryota, Viridiplantae, Streptophyta, Magnoliopsida, Ericales, Theaceae. The record is from RefSeq and is a predicted model, not a curated record.